AUGACUGAUUCAUCCUCAGAAUAUGAUAGCAUGAACGAAGGCUAAUAUGAAGCUAAAAUAGGAGAGAAACUGAAAAAUAAUCAAUAUCAAAUUAUAAAAUGGUUAGGAGAUGGGACAUUCUCUAAGGUCUGGUUAGUGAAAGAUUUAAUUAGUUCGACUCAUUAUGCUCUCAAAAUUUAAAGUUCAUAGUAUUCAGAUGCAGCAGUUGAGGAAAUAGAUAUUUUAAAGUAUUAUCCAUUCUAAAGUAGAAUUUUGAAUGAAAAUGAAAAUUCACAAUAAUGGCUUGACAUUCAGAAAAAUUGUAUUGGCAAUUAACAAGAAACACAUUGUGUAAAAAUGGUAGAUUCUUUCGUUCAUAUUGUCGAUGAAACGUUGCAUCAUUGUGUAGUAAUGGAAAUUUUGGGACCUACUUUGUUGGAUUUAAUUAGAUUCUAUGAAAAGAAAGUAUAAGAUAUUCUGAUGAUUAGCAUUCCUGUAUGAGCAUCUAGUUAGGGAAGGAGGUCACUAAAUAAGUGCUGAUCGGAUUGAUUUAUUCUCAUGAAGUAUGCCAAAUUAUUCACACUGACAUAAAGCCAGAAAACAUUAUGAUUGAGUUGAAUGAACAAUAAUUAAAGUAGUUAAUUAACGAAGAAGAGGCUGAUGAUAAGAAAAAAAAGUAAUAAGAGAAAAUAUUUAGAGAGUUAAAUUAAAUGAGACAAAUAGUGGCGACACUUUUAUCUGGAAUGAGAAUGUAAUAAUUAAUGUAAACACUGACCUUAAAUUUAAAUUAGUUGAUUUUGGCAAUGCUUGUCAAACUAAUUAACAAUUUGAGGAAAUUCAAACUAAGGAAUACAAAUCUCCUGAAUCUAUUAUUUAAGCUCAAUAUUCAACCAAUACAGAUGUUUGGUCACUGGCAUGUGUAAUUUUCGAAAUCUUGACUAACGAUUAUUUAUUCAAUCCUGAAGGAGAUAAUGAAGAAGAAGAGAUGGAGGAUCUAUUAGCAAUGAUGAUAGAAUUGAUUGGACCUCCAACAGAAAGUUUUUUAAACAAGGGCAAAAGAAGCUCCUAAUAUUUUGAAAAAAAUGGAGAUUUAAAAACAAUUAAAGUAUUUUGAAUUUAUAUUAAUAAGGAUUUACAAAAAUUCAAACUAAGUGAUACUUUAACAAAAGAUUAUGAUUUUGAAGAGCAUGAAGCAAAAAAAUUAUAGGAUUUCAUUCUCUUUGCACUAAAAUGGGAUCCUCUUGAUAGGCCUUCCUCAUAAAGUAUGUUCUUGCACCCUUGGCUUCAAUAAUGAAAU
Messenger RNA from Paramecium octaurelia, 1276 nucleotides. NCBI's taxonomy places the organism in Eukaryota, Ciliophora, Oligohymenophorea, Peniculida, Parameciidae. The record is from the annotation of a GenBank genome assembly.